CUACUGUACGCUAACCACCACCACUACUACCACCACCAAAACUCCCCUAAUUUGUAUGUGGACUCAUAUAUGGCGAAGACCUUAUGGAUCGCUAGUACGAACCACUACGCUACGACGAACUCAACCGUUUCAUAAUUGUCUGUGGGUAAGCAAAGCAUAUUUUGAUGAGAACUCAUCGAGUAUCAAGACAAGAGUUAAAAAUAUAUUCUACAACUACAUUAAGGAACAGGCAGAAGUAUUGGUGGGUCCUGAUUCUUCAUUGUCCGAUACUGCCAAUGAGUCAGUGAAUAAGUUCUUCCAACAAAAUCCUGCUAUAGCUCAUCGAGUUAAUACUGCGUUAGAUAUUGAUAAUAAAUUAUUUACUAUCCUAUCAUGUAAAGCAGAAAUGGUACCGAGUUCAGUAUAUAUGUAUUUCUAUAAUAGACUAGAAACACCACCAUCGAAUACUAUUAAGGAAUUAUUAUUACUGAGAUUAGUAUACCAUGAAGACUAUACAAAUUGUUGGAAAAUCUGUCAAGAGACUGAUACAACUCUUACGGAAUUUGAAGACUUUAUAGAUAUAUGUUCAAGAGUAUUUGAAGAUAAAUGUGAUAUGUAUUAUGGUCCCUAUAAGUUAUUAUUCUCAUUAAUAGACGAUAUCAUUAAUCUGACACUUCGAAAGCAUAUCAUCGAUGUGAUAUGCUUUAAGUUUGGCAUAUCUAAAUUGACUAUCCAACAGGUAUUGGAAAUACGUACUAAUCUACAAAGUGUUAGUACCAAAAUUCAAUUGGAACAGGUAUAUUUGGAAUCCAAUCAACCUCAUCAGUACCCAAUAGUUUUGGUAUUAGUAUUACGUAAAUUAAUCCAAGUAUCGGAGACUAUAGAGGAUAUAGAUGAGAGUCCGAUAUUACAAUCUAUUCAUCAACAUAUAAAUACACUACUAAGUAGACAGGGGACUAUGAGUAGUCUUAUUGAAACCGAACCAACCAAUUCACAAUUAAUGAACCAUCUCCUUCAGGUGCUUAUUCAAACGCCUCAUAAAUCAUGGAGAUUCAAUCACAAGGAUAUCGUUCAACUCCUUGAGAUAUUUCCUUCAUCAUUGUACUCUACCGUGUACGACAUUUGCAUACAACUGACAAAACAAUUAGAUCCCCAAGCAUUGAAUACCAUAACUAAAGGAUUACUUGAACUGGAGAAUAUACCUGCAAUUUAUGAUAUAUUAUAUAGACACAAUGGUUCACUUAGUAUAGCCAACAUCUCGCAAGGAUUACGAAUGAUAAUGACAUAUAGUAAGCAACAAGGCUUUACAUUAAUAGAAGCAUUUACAAGUCAAUUAAGUGAAGAAACUUAUAAUACCGUUAUGGAAGAAUUCAUAUUAACCAAACUCAAUUUCUCUACAGAUGAAUUAGAAACACUUUGUUUAAUACUUAAUAGACAACAGUCAAAAAGAAGUAUGGGUAAUUUACUUCGAGUUAUACAUCAAUAUGGCAUAGAUCCAACACAAAUCCUUGAACUCUAUGAGAAAUUGAUUACUAAUAAACGUAUCGUAUCAUCUAAAAUACUAUUGGAAAUCAAUCGAUCAAUGGUUCUUCGAUAUAAUAGUAUAAAUACCGAAUUGAAUAGUAAAUGUUUUGCUAAAUUAAUCGAUAUAACAUUCCCCAUAGCAAUUCCUGAAGAAAGACUUGCAAAUAGAGGUACAGGACAUAAAUUAUCAUCUCCAUUACGGAAACGAUUAGCAGUUUUUCAUAAUACUAUGAGAGCUAUAGGACAAACGAUUGCAUUAACUAAUCUAGAUGAUAUUGAUACACAUAUCCGAUUAAUUGUCAAUAGUAUUGCAACUGAUGACACAUACCUCAAGUAUACUCCAUUACAACAAAAAUUUAUACUAGACAAUUAUAUUGAUGAAGUAAUGAAAUUUCUUAGUAAAACCAAACUUAAUCAAUGUGAAGAAAUAAUCCCCAUGAUUCGACAAUUAUCUAAGAUACUGAAAGAAGUGGCAGAUCCUCUUAGAAAAUGGAUGUUUAAAAUUAUUGUCCUUGAUGAUCCUCUCAAAUGUAUUAAAUUACUUCGAGUAUUUGAAAAUAAUAAGAGAAUCAUUUCUAAUCUGAUUCCCGCCAUAAUUUCAGGAAUUCUUACUAAUACAAAAUAUAAUAAUGAUCAAAAGAUAUAUAUAUUAAAAGAGUUUUUCAAUACGAUAGAAGUGUUGGGGUAUAGACAUCGAGUUCGAUAUUCUACGGGAGUAGAAUUGGUUAAAUUAUUUCAAAAAUAUCAAUUAUCACCUGAAUCAAUCGAAUGGUUUAAUGACAUUUCAAACAAACAUAGUAAUUUAAGACAAGUUAAAUUGAAGUAUAACUAUAUAUCCUAAUCUGUUAAAGGUUUCUUGUAUAUAUUUGUUUUCAGACAUGAAUAGAAGGUUUAGUUUCUUCUCUUGGAUCUCAUUCUUCUAUUAGUGAACUAAAUGUAGACGUUAGUAAUUCUCUUCAAUAAUAUUAAUGACUUCAAAA
Molecule: messenger RNA, 2483 nt
Organism: Scheffersomyces amazonensis
Lineage: Eukaryota; Fungi; Ascomycota; Pichiomycetes; Serinales; Debaryomycetaceae
Exons: 1
Coding region: 56-2344 (762 amino acids)
Source: RefSeq, a predicted model, not a curated record